Symbiodinium sp. CCMP2456 is the source of this 1332-nucleotide messenger RNA. The record is from the annotation of a GenBank genome assembly. NCBI's taxonomy places the organism in Eukaryota, Dinophyceae, Suessiales, Symbiodiniaceae.
AUGGAGAAGGUCUCCUGGACGGCUUUCCUGUCGGAGUCUUAUGACCUCCUCUGGAAGCUCUUCAUUCGACCACCAAGGUCCGAGUACCUCAUCUCCGAUCUUGGGCCCAGCAAGUUCCGGAUCCACUCACGAAUCUACUGCCGCGAGGACUUCCACCUGACCAAUGGCCGUGGAAUGCGGCUGGCCUGCAGCAUCUUCGGAUCUUACCCCAACAAGCAGCCAAUGGCCUCGACACCGUGCGUCAUCUACUUGCACGGCAACUGUUCCUCGCGGGCAGAGGCUUUGGAUGUGCUGCAGGUCGUACUGGAGAAGAACUUCAGACUCUGUUGCAUGGACCUCUCCGGGUCCGGCCAAAGCGAGGGGGAGUUCAUCUCUCUCGGCCAUUUCGAGCAGUUGGACUUGCAGGUCUUGAUUCAGCACCUCCGAAAUCUAGGGGCCCGGCUGCUGGGCCUCUGGGGAAGGUCCAUGGGUGCCGUGACGGCGAUCCUCCGCGCAGCGGAGGAUUCCGGCAUCAGCGCGCUGGUGCUGGACUCCCCCUUCAGCGACCUGCCCAUGGUGGCCCAGGAGUUGGUCCAAAGCCAGGUGGGCCUCCCCGACUUCCUGGUGUCAUUGGCCUUGAGCCGUGUGCGCACGGAGAUCCAGGAACGAGCGCACUUCGACAUCCAGGAGCUCCUGCCCAUCCGAAGCGCGCCGAGAGCGAGGUCCCCCGCGCUCUUCGCGGUCGCUGACGACGACGACUUCGUGCUGCCGCAUCACACGCACGACCUGCACGCGGUCUGGGGUACCGAAGCCAAGCUGGUGACCUUCCAGGGUGGCCACAAUGGACCCCGUCCGAAGUGGUACCUGGAGCAGGCCGCGGACUUCCUGGAGAUGCGGCUUGUGGACACCUUGCCCACGGCGCCGAGCCCGGGCCCGGUCUUCAAGCGGCUGUCGCCCAAGGAGGAGCCGCUGCUGGCUCGCGACGCCGAGGCUGAGGAGCCGCCCCCUCCGCCUCCUCCCCCGGUGCCGGCCCGGAGGGAGGGUGGCAUGGCACAGGUGGGCAUCCUUGGGCUCGGAGUCUCCGCAUCGCCUAGCCGGCCUAGCCUGCCAAGAAUGGCUGCGCGGAACCGUCACUUCAAAACUGAUCUUAAGUCGGUAGAUGUGCCGCGCUUCUCCGAAAACGCCUUCAAGGAUGUCCGUGUCACUCCGGCUGUGAGGCGACCAGAAGGCAAACACAAUGGUGUCCGGGUGAUCUGGCUCUAUGGCGACGCCCUCCGAAAAGAGACCUGGUCAAAGAUGCAGCUGCGACUUCCAGACCAUGUGGAUGCGGGUCAUUGUCGAUACGAGUUGUGA